This is a messenger RNA of Heterobasidion irregulare TC 32-1, 1228 nucleotides long. RefSeq lists its product as uncharacterized. NCBI's taxonomy places the organism in Eukaryota, Fungi, Basidiomycota, Agaricomycetes, Russulales, Bondarzewiaceae. The record is from RefSeq and is a predicted model, not a curated record. The transcript has 4 exons. The coding region runs from base 1 to 900 and encodes 299 amino acids.
AUGAUGCGCCUUUACCGUCUUCUCCCAGCGGCUCUUCUACUCCUCUCACGUCCUGGCACUGCGGCCGCCCAGUUGCAUCGGAAUGACCUGCGUGACCUUGUCGAUGUCUGCGCUUCUCUAGACGUUGACCUUGCCAUCCCUCUGGGUAGUAAGCCCCUUGUCGUGGGCAAGCUCGAUCUCUGCCUUUGCAUAUCCGCUAUUCCCGAAUUCCUCCAGACUAACCUCAUCGCCAUCGCCGCUGUCGCUAUUGCUGGAAAACCCGUCGUAACUGGCGUGCUUACCGGGCUCAUUAAUGACGCAGCCGGAAAAUCUCGCUGCACUUAUCCCGAACACUCUGUCCCUGCGUGCACUGGUAAAUCCUGCGGGUUCAGUUGUACUGAUGGUUUCUCGCCCUCGCCUGCCUCUCAUCCCACCACUUGCGUCUGCAAGGCCCCCAACACUGUAUGUAACGGUGUCUGCGGCCACUUCCCGUCUUGCGCUUCUGGAAAACCUCACACCAAGAGAAGCAAGAAGGACAGGUUGUGGGAAGGUAGUGGCACGUGUUGGGACCGAGGCCAGGGAUGGAUGGCCUGUGGUGUAUUCGGAGGCGCGGCUCGCGCAUGGGAGUGUGUGAACACCAAGAAGGAUCUAGAGAGCUGCGGUGGUUGCAUGCUUCCUUUGACCCCCUACACUCCGACCGGCACCGAUUGUACAGCCCUUCCGGGUGUCGCGGACGUGGAGUGCAUCUCUGGCUCCUGCGUCGUACAACGUUGUGCAAAAGGUUAUGUCCCAUCGUGGGACGGUACAGAAUGCAUUCACACACCGUCAAGUCCUCAGCAUCAUGCCGUCUACGCGGAAUGGGACGAGGAUGACACGCCGGCUACACGCUAUGGCCUUGAGCACGUCCCGCUCAAGGCUUAAAACCUUCAUUUGAAUAUUCAUGACGGCCUCGUCGUAGACUUUCUUUGCACUCGACUUAUCAUCUUCGUCUUCUAUGGUCAGCCAGCUCCCUCUUCUACCCUUUCUCGAGGUGAAUCCGCGAUGGACGGUUCGGAUCCCUGAUUGCCCUGCUCUCCGUCUCGACUGUUUAUUUUCACAAAUCUAUGCGACAAAAAUGUGAUGCUCGUGUUGUGCCCUCUGCUUCUCACUGUGCAGAUCCUAGUCCUACUGUCGUUUAUAUAUAAUCGUCACUCGUUAUCAAUACACCUGCUUCGACGAUACACCUACCGUUCUCCUCAGACGUCCAACU